GGAUUCAGCAAUCCGCCAUGUUCGGGUUCAUCCGUCAGCAUCCGGUCAUUACGGGUCUGGCGGUCGCCGGCAUUUCGGCGGCUGCCGCGUACUAUUUUCGCAAAUCAAUAGUCAGCACAUUUUAUGGAGAGGAGGAGAGUGGCGAGGAUGAGGGCACAGAAGGUGAUGAGGAGGGCGGUAAAGCAAGCAAGACAACCCCGGACACACCCGUCUCUGCGUCUGGACCCCAGAUGGAGGCACCUCCCGCUGUCCCCGUAGAGGCUGCAGCAGCACCACGCCCAAGAAUGAGCGGACCCCAACAGGACAACUUUGGCGGCUUCCGCAAAGGGUUCCUCGACGGCAAGAGAUUCUAAGCAACUACGACGUCAACCGUGCUCCAAGGACCUAGAGCUAUGAACCGGAACGGAAAUGGACAACGAUACACGGACAUGGAAUAUAACAUAACAUGGAAGAAAAUAAGGGAUAAUAAAUAGACCGGGACGGAAAUGGAUAACGAUACACGGACAUGGAAUAUAACAUAACAUGGAAGAAAAUAAGGGAUAAUAAAUAGACCGGAACGGAAAUGGGUAAUGAUACACGGACAAGGAAUAUAACAUAGAUGCAAAGGAAUGGUAAAUAGACCGGAACGGAAACGGAUAUAGAAUUACGGACGCAAACAAAACAAAAAUGAAAAAUAACCAAAAAGAAAAUAAUAAUCAAAAAAGCAAUCUUCAACUUCGAUGGGUUACGCAGAUGUUUUUUCGAUGGCAUAAGACUAGUCAAAGCUAUGACAGAAUCAGUAGAAGUGCUCAGCAAACCGACAAGGUUAUUGACCAGAACGAAAAAGGAUGACGAAUAAAGGUCUUGGAGCAAAAUCAACGAAAAAAAUUAUGCCAAAGGUAAUAAAAAACACACUUUAUUCAGGCUAGUUAGGCAGCACGUCGCCAAGGACUCUCUUCUUGCACUUCGAUGAGGGGUAGGGGCGGGAAGUGUUUCGCGCAACCGGGUGUUUACACGCGGGCCCCAAGAUUCAAAGUGCUGUAGAAUGUCAUUUAAUAUCAAAUUAAGUGCCUUGAUCGUGAAAAUAAAAACAUCCACAUCCACAUCCAUUGUCAACUUGUAUUUUGUUAUUUUGUCCGCGUAGUGGCUGUAGUGGAUGGAUGUUUCGAGUGGGGGAGGGGGUUUGAGUAUUCGCUAAAAUGGAUUCAAUCAGUUUGAUUACAACGUGGAGGGGCGGUUACAAGGCGCCACAGGCAGCGACCACACGAAAUGCUCGGGAAAAUGGCGGCUGAAUCGCGAUUUGCCGAAGUUAGCGACGACUUUUUAACGGACUUAGAUAGUGCUAUACCA
Molecule: messenger RNA, 1329 nt
Organism: Nematostella vectensis (starlet sea anemone)
Lineage: Eukaryota; Metazoa; Cnidaria; Anthozoa; Actiniaria; Edwardsiidae
Exons: 2
Coding region: 18-353 (111 amino acids)
Source: RefSeq, a predicted model, not a curated record